Molecule: messenger RNA, 762 nt
Organism: Catharus ustulatus (Swainson's thrush)
Lineage: Eukaryota; Metazoa; Chordata; Aves; Passeriformes; Turdidae
Gene: PTRHD1
Product: peptidyl-tRNA hydrolase domain containing 1
Exons: 2
Coding region: 283-720 (145 amino acids)
Molecular function (GO): peptidyl-tRNA hydrolase activity
Source: RefSeq, a predicted model, not a curated record
GAAAACGGGCUGGGAAUUUGGGAACUGGAGGGAUUUUUGAGAAUUUGAAUGCGGGAAAGGGACAGGGACGAUCCCAAAGCGUGACAGGAAGGAUCCCAGGAGGUGACAGAGAAGAUCUGGGGAGGAACAGGGAUUAAUCCCAAAGAAUUAUCCCAAAAAAAUUCCCCCAAAUCCCCCCGAGACCCCAAAUCCCUCCCUGAGGGCUCCGCGCUCACCUCAACUUUCCCGCCUCAGCGCCGCCGGAAGUGCGUCAUCACGCCGCUCUCCCUUCCGUACAGCAACAUGGCGGCGCGCUGCUUGCUACCCUACCCCUUGCUCCCGGCAGCCCGCGCGGUUCCGUACGGCAACAUGGCGGCAGCUAAAGCGGUGUUGGUGCAGUACGUGGUGCUCCGCGGGGACCUGGCGCGGCCUCCCCGGUCGUGGCCGCUAGGUGCCGUGGUGGCUCAGGGCUGCCACGCCGCGCUGGCCGCCGUUCACGGUUACCGGGAGCAUCCCGACACCGGCGCGUACCUGGAGCAGGGCGGCGCCAUGAGAACCGUGGUGCUGGAGGCUCCAGAUGAGAAUUCCCUGCUGGCUCUGGCCGAGCUGCUGAAGCUGCAGGGCUUGGAUCACCGCCUGUGGGUGGAGAAUCCCGAGGGAAUUCCCACCUGCCUGGCCCUCAGACCCUACCCCAAAAAUCAGGUUCAUCCCCACCUCAGGAAUCUCAAACUGCUCAAGUGACUCUGGGGAAAAAAAGGAAAAAAGAAAAAAAAAAAAUCUGGA